CACACAGGGGGACAGGGACACACACACAGGGGGACAGGGACAGGGACAAGGACUGGGCGCUGGGCCGGCGGGAGGGAGGAGGCAGCAGCCGCUGACUGCGCCGAUGGAUCUGCUGCGGUCGCUCGGACACCCGGAGGAGCUGCUCAACCUGAUCCGCUACAAGCUGGCCACCGGCACCAGGACCCGAGCCGCAGCCAAACGGCCGGAUGCGAUGAGUGAGACUCUGCGGACCUGCUACGUGUAUCUGAACCAGACCAGCCGCAGCUUUGCCGCCGUCAUUCAGGCUCUGGAUGGAGAGCUACGGCAGGCGGUGUGCAUCUUCUACCUGGUGCUGCGUGCUCUGGACACGGUGGAGGAUGACAUGAGCAUCCCGCUGGAGGUGAAGGUGCCCAUGCUGCACAACUUCCACACCUACCUCUACCUGCCUGGCUGGAGCUACAGCCAGAGCCAGCAGCGAGACGCUCAGGUGCUGCACGACUUCCCCUCGAUCUCCCUAGAGUUCCGCUCGCUGGCCAAGGUGUACCAGGAUGUCAUCGCCAACAUUUGCCACAAGAUGGGAUUGGGAAUGGCAGAGUUCCUGGAGAAGAGAGUGCAGUCCAUCAAGGAGUGGGACAUGUACUGCCACUAUGUAGCGGGGUUGGUGGGCAUCGGCCUGUCGCGGCUGUUUGCAGCAUCGGAGCUGGAGGAGCCGGUUGUCGGGGAGGACACGGAGCUGGCAAACUCCAUGGGGCUCUUCCUGCAGAAAACCAACAUCAUCCGCGACUACCUGGAGGACCAGCAGGAGGGCCGCGAGUUCUGGCCGCACGAGGUGUGGAGCAAGUAUGCGGACAAGCUGUCAGACUUCAGCAGGCCGGCAAACCUGCAGGCAGCGCUGCAGUGCCUCAACGAGCUGGUGACCAACGCACUACAGCAUGUCCCCGACGUCAUCACAUACCUGUCCCGUCUACACAACCAGAGCGUCUUCAACUUCUGCGCCAUCCCACAGGUGAUGGCCAUUGCCACCUUGGCCGCCUGCUACAACAACCCGCAGGUGUUCCGCGGGGUGGUGAAGAUCCGUAAGGGCCAGGCAGUGACCCUGAUGCUGGAGGCGACCAACAUGGAGGCGGUGAAAGGAAUGUUCCGGCAGUACUCUGGAGUGAUCCGACAGAAGGUUCCCAGUGCGGGGAUGUCGGGGGUGGGGACGAGACAGAUCGUGCAGAAGGUGGAGGCGCUGAGCCAGAGUGAGACAGAGCUGGUGUCCCACGGCCACCUGUCACCCAUCUACCUGUCCUUGGCCAUGUUCCUGGUGGCGGUCAGCUGGCAGUACUGGCAGACGCUGACCCACAGCUCGGAGGAGUACCGGCCCAGCCAGUGAGUGUCCUGGCCCGCAGCUGCUGGAGACUGGGCACCAGGGGGCGCCAGAGACACAGCCGGCAUCUGCUAUCCCAGCAGGGAAUGGACCAUGGUCACUGUGUGUACAGGGAGCUUGGUGCCUUGUCUCCAACAUCACCCCUGCCUGGGGCAACAACGGGCGCACACGCAGGCACACACACUCGCACAAGCGCACACACACUCACUCACUCACACAUAUGUACGCACGCGCACACACUCGCACACACGCACGCACACACUCACGCACGCACAAACACAUAUGUAUGCACACGCACACACACUCUCACACUCGUAUUCACUCUCACACUUACACUCACGCACGCACACACUCACACAUAUGUGUGCACACACUCACACACGCGCACACACACACACUCUCACACUCAUAUUCACUCUCACACUUACACCCACACACGCAUUCACACAUAUGUAUGCACACAUACACGCACACACACGCACGCACAUUCACACUCACACACACUCAUACACUCACACUUACACACACUCACACACACUCACACUCAUACAUGCUCACACACAACGGUCAGCCCACUGGGACCAGCGUCUGGGAUGUCAGGACUAAUGUCUAAUGCCUUUUACUAGCUGCCUGCACCAUCCGCUGGGCAGCACCAGCCCCCAGCCUCUUCCCCAGUGUUUAACGGGACUGUAGAGUGGGAAGUUUUUGGUCAUGUUUAACCUGUAUGUGUGUGUGUAGCUGGCGUGUUGAAGGAGCUUCAGCUUCCCACCCGCCUAACACCACGGCAACUUUGUAGUGGAAUCAUUUUUGAGGCUUCAAGUUGUUUUGGGGAAUGGGGUCAGAGGUCAAUUUAAUUAGUGUAAACUUGUUGAUUGAAUGAAUGCAAUAAAGAGUUUUCCAUGUUGGUGUGUGUAACCCC
Leucoraja erinaceus (little skate) is the source of this 2267-nucleotide messenger RNA. It is a transcript of the gene fdft1, whose product is annotated as farnesyl-diphosphate farnesyltransferase 1. Gene Ontology annotation, cellular component: endoplasmic reticulum membrane. NCBI's taxonomy places the organism in Eukaryota, Metazoa, Chordata, Chondrichthyes, Rajiformes, Rajidae. Gene Ontology annotation, biological process: farnesyl diphosphate metabolic process; cholesterol biosynthetic process. Gene Ontology annotation, molecular function: squalene synthase [NAD(P)H] activity. Bases 104 to 1354 code for a protein of 416 amino acids. The transcript is spliced from 8 exons. The record is from RefSeq and is a predicted model, not a curated record.